This is a messenger RNA of Periconia digitata, 810 nucleotides long. NCBI's taxonomy places the organism in Eukaryota, Fungi, Ascomycota, Dothideomycetes, Pleosporales, Periconiaceae. The record is from the annotation of a GenBank genome assembly.
UGCUGCCUGGGUGUCGCCGUCCAGAGUAUCACAGACAGACUCGAUCUAUCAGCACGUUCACACUGUCGAAUAGCUUUUAACUACUCAUUUUUUACUUCUUCCAUCAUGCAUCUUUCUAAGUUUCUCGCCUACGGAGUGUUCGCAACAGCUGCAAUCGCAUCGCCUACCAACUUGAAGCGCAGCGAGAGCAAACCCCACAAUAAAGUUGUCGGAUUCCAGGAAAAAGUUCCUUCGGGCCUCGAGGGGGAUCUCAUGAAGAAGUACAAGCCGUACCUCUUUGUUCAGAACGCCUGUGUCCCUUUCCCCGCUGUCAAUGCUCAGGGAGAUUGGUCGGAAGGGCUUAAGGCAACUGGCAAGUGGGAUGGCGAAUGCGGUCACAACAAAGGCCAAGUCUAUGUCCGCUCCGGCUGGGGUAAGGACGGCGCCUGGGGUAUCAUGUACUCAUGGUAUUUCCCCAAAGACAUGCCCGUUCACCGACACGACUGGGAAGAGGUCAUUGUAUGGCUUGAAUCGAAGUCCUUGUCUGCAAAGGUCCGUGGCAUAGCAUUUUCCGCCCACGGUGACUACGACAAGGAGACAGUCAAUAUUCAUUACAAGGGUACACGACCUAAGGUGGCGUACUUCUCGCUUGGCUCUCACCAGCUCGGAUACACGGAGAAGGACGGUGGAUCGCAGCCUAUGAUUGCUUGGGAUUCAAUGACGGAAGCUGCCAGGAAAUCGCUCACUGAUGCGGAUUUUGGGGAUGCUUCUGUGAAGUUUCAUGACAAGGGCAAUCAGUUUAAAAACCGUCUCGACAAGUCUUUUAUUUGA